Molecule: messenger RNA, 1206 nt
Organism: Aspergillus homomorphus CBS 101889
Lineage: Eukaryota; Fungi; Ascomycota; Eurotiomycetes; Eurotiales; Aspergillaceae
Exons: 3
Coding region: 190-909 (239 amino acids)
Source: RefSeq, a predicted model, not a curated record
UGCUCCGCACAACCUCACCCACUCUUCUUGUAUUCACCUCUGGGUUCAUUUGCAUUUUAUCUCGAUCCCAGCGGGAAUUCCCUCCAAUCUAUUCCUGGAAAACAACAUAGACAUCUAACCCCAACCCCGCGCAACCCCUCCUCAGACUAUCCAACUACCUACAGCUUCCAAGCUACAAACUCAACCACAAUGUCCACCUACGAAGUGGAACACAACACAACGGACCCCUCCACCAACCCCUCCAACCCCUCAAACAACAACACAACAACCCAGCGCCCCCGCCGCCCCGACCUCUCGACCUUCUUCGCAACCCUCUCGGAAAUCAGCCCCGAUGAAGCCAGCACAAACAACCACCGGCACCGUCCGCACGCCGUCCCAGUGCCCCGCGACAUAAGCGCAGCCUUCUACACGCUGGCCGAAGCGCUGAACGUGAUGCGGCGCGAGGGGGGCGGGGGUGGUGGUAUCGCGGCGGCGGCGGCAGGGGGGAUCCCGAGUUUCGGGCCCGAGGACACGGCCGCCACCGACGGGAACGGGAACGAGCUGCUGACGGAGAUGAUUCAGUCGUUGUUGCGGUCGGCGGAGGUGCCGCCUAAGGAGGUGGAGGGGGUUAGUGAGGGGUUUUGUGAUUUGCUGGACCGGGUGCCGAAGUCGGCGCUAAACAGCUCGCAGGUCUGCCCGAUCUGCAAUAACCCGUUCCUGGAGGACCCGUACCCGCUUGUUGUGCGGCUGCCGUGUCAUUCGACGCAUUUGUUUGAUUUGGAGUGCGUGCGGCCGUGGCUGAGGCUGCGGGGAACUUGUCCGUUGGAUCGGACGGAUUUUGCGAAGCAGGAGAGAGAGAAGGAGGAGGCGAGACGGAAGCCUGUUGUUGAUGAUGAGGAGGAAGAGGAGUGGGAUGGGAUGUAUGGUUAGUUCUUGUUGUUGGUCGCAUACGGGUAGGUGGUUGGAUGGGGAGUUGGGAAGAAGGGUCCGGGGUUCUCACCGACGCUUAUCUUUUCUAAGGGUUGAGGGGGCCAGGAAGCUGAAGGGAAGGGGGGUCCCGGGAGUUCUCCCCCAGGAUGUUUAUAUCUUGUCUAAGGAUUGAGGUGCUUGGGAAGCUGAAAGAAAGGGGGGUCCGGGGGUUCUCCCCCGGGACGCUUAUUUGUAUAUGUGAGUGGGUGUUUGUCAGUUAUAUUCAUGGGGGUUUGUGUGGAACUGGUGUUGUGCAGG